AUGCCAGUCUUUAACAGCACUCUUGCUAAGCGCCGACGCUUCCAGCCUCCCAUCACCACCUAUUUCACCUCGGCAGCAGAAUCCGAUGCAUCCGGUACACACGAGCACUACUCUGCAACGACCUUCUCACCCACCCCUGUCGUCCCAGCUAAGGUGCAGGCCUCGCUUUUGUCGGUCGGCAUGCGUGUCCGCAAGUCGAGCGACGAUGGCGACGCUUUUUCUCUCCCGCCAAGCAGUCAGGAAUCCAAUGCUUCAGCUCCGCUGCCCCGUCUCAAUGGCCAGAAGAGACAAUUCGAUCUUGAUAAUGAUGUUUUUGCCGACGAUGAGAUCUUAGCAGAUGCUGAUGACGACUCCUGGCGAGAGAAGCCGCUCGAACGCACUAUUCUGACCCCCAGCUUAGGCCAGCAAAGACGCCGGGUAUCUACUGUACCCCAGAAGCAUGUCCUGGCUUCAACCAAUUUGAUAUUGGAUGAUUUUGAAGAGGCCUCGUUCCUUCGUCGCCGAGAAGAAGUCGACAGCGACUACAAAAUGGACUGCGCUUAG
Penicillium chermesinum is the source of this 543-nucleotide messenger RNA. RefSeq lists its product as uncharacterized. Gene Ontology annotation, cellular component: cytoplasm; nucleus. NCBI's taxonomy places the organism in Eukaryota, Fungi, Ascomycota, Eurotiomycetes, Eurotiales, Aspergillaceae. The record is from RefSeq and is a predicted model, not a curated record. Gene Ontology annotation, molecular function: ribonucleoside-diphosphate reductase inhibitor activity. Bases 1 to 543 code for a protein of 180 amino acids. The transcript is spliced from 2 exons.